This is a messenger RNA of Carassius auratus (goldfish), 2632 nucleotides long. It is a transcript of the gene mipepa, whose product is annotated as mitochondrial intermediate peptidase a. NCBI's taxonomy places the organism in Eukaryota, Metazoa, Chordata, Actinopteri, Cypriniformes, Cyprinidae. The transcript has 19 exons. Gene Ontology annotation, molecular function: metalloendopeptidase activity. Bases 148 to 2244 code for a protein of 698 amino acids. Gene Ontology annotation, biological process: peptide metabolic process. Gene Ontology annotation, cellular component: mitochondrion. The record is from RefSeq and is a predicted model, not a curated record.
CUGCUGUAAAAUCAAUAUUCUCACUGUCAUUGGAAGGAGCAUGGCGUGCGUCUUUUCUUAAUCCCCCGUGAAGUUGCGUUUUACUCCGUAACAGUUUGUUCAGUCUAGGUAAUUCAGUGGUCGGUGAAUGUUGAGGUCAGUGCAGUAAUGUCCGUGUACAGACCGCUGGUGUGUGUGCUCCGGCACGGGACAGCAGCGCGCGCCUGGAGGACAGUCACCACCUGGUCACCUGUAGGUGCUGCUUUCAAUGCCAGAGUCCACAGGAGACUAGACCUCUUCCACCAAAACGUAGGUCUGUUUGGAGUCCCGGAGCUCAGCUCUGCGGGGGGCUUCGAGCUGGUCCAGGACAGAGCUCUGCAGGAGACUCAGCAGCUGCUGGAGAAGGUCUGUCGCUGUCCUCCAGGAGCCCAGACCGUGGAGAUAUUUGACAAACUGUCAGACAGCCUGUGCCGAGUGGCAGACAUGGCAGACUUCAUUAAAGUAGCACAUCCCGACCCGUCAUACCGGGAGGCUGCAGAAAAGACUUGUAUAAACAUUGGCACUAUGGUGGAGAGACUCAAUACCAAUGUUGAUCUGUGUAAGAGCUUAAAGGACCUGCUGGAUAACCAAGAGAUCGUUUCCAAGCUGGACCCAGAAACCAGAAGAGUGGCUGAACUGUUUAUGUUUGACUUCGAGAUAAGUGGAAUCCAUCUGGAUAAAAAAAAGAGGAAAGAGGCUGUGAACCUGAAUGUGAAGCUGUUGGAUCUGAGCAAUCAGUUUCUGAUGAGCUGCCACAUGCCCAACCGAAUCGAGAAGAGAGUUCUUCCUGAACACAUUCACCAGCACUUCACUAAAGACGGGAAUUACAUUCAGAUCGGAGGCCUGAACGCAGAUGCGCCUGAUGAUCUGGUCAGGGAAGUUGCGUAUAAAGUUUUCCUCUACCCAAAUGAAAAUGUGAUGCACAUACUUGAGGAGCUGCUGGCCUGUAGAAAUAAACUGGCUCGCUUGGUUGGUUAUGAAUCGUAUGCACACAGAGCAUUGAAAGGAACCAUGGCCAAAAGCCCAGAGGCAGUUAUGAGUUUUUUACAGCAGAUCACAGACAAGCUCUCAGACAGGACGAAAAAGGAUUUUGAAAUGAUGAGGGAAAUGAAGAUGAAACUCAACCCCAGAAAUCCCGAGCUAAUGCCAUGGGACCAUCCGUAUUUCAGUGGUGUGAUACGUGCAGAAAGAUUCAACAUCGAGCCAAGCCUGUACAGUCCGUACUUCUCUCUGGGAGCGUGUAUGGAAGGUCUGAAUGGUCUUUUCACACAGCUGUAUGGUGUAUCUCUGCUGGCUGAGCAGCCCAGUGUUGGGGAGGUCUGGAGCGAAGAUGUGCGCAAGCUGGCUGUGGUGCAUGAAACAGAGGGACUGCUGGGAUACAUCUACUGUGACUUCUUCUACAGACCGGACAAACCUCACCAGGACUGCCACUUCACUAUUCGUGGUGGAAGGCAGCUGGAAGACGGACAGUAUCAGCUGCCGAUAGUUGUCCUGAUGCUGAACCUGCCUCACCCGACUCGCUCUGCUCCCACACUGCUCAGCCCGGGCAUGAUGGAAAACCUCUUCCAUGAGAUGGGCCACGCCAUGCACUCCAUGCUGGGACGCACCCGCUACCAACAUGUGACGGGAACACGGUGUGUCACUGAUUUUGCAGAGGUUCCUUCUAUUCUAAUGGAAUAUUUUGCUGCGGACUAUCGUGUGAUCAGUCAGUUCGCUCGCCACUAUCAGACUGGACAGCCUUUGCCUCAAAGCAUGGUGGCCCGUCUUUGCGAGUCCAAGAAGGUCUGUGGUGCGGCUGACACUCAACUUCAGGUUUUCUAUGCAAUCAUGGAUCAAGUUUAUCAUGGAAAACCCCAGAAUCGAUCAACUACAGACAUCAUGAUAGACAUGCAGAAGAAGUAUUACGGCCUGCCAUAUGUCACCAAUACAGCCUGGCAGCUGAGGUUCAGUCAUCUCGUCGGCUACGGGGCGAAGUACUACUCGUACCUGAUGUCACGAGCAGUGGCCUCCAUGGUGUGGAAGCAGUGUUUCUAUAAAGAUCCCCUCAACAGGGAAACCGGAGAGCGUUACCGCAGAGAGAUGCUGGCUCAUGGGGGAGGGAAGGAGCCCAUGCUGAUGGUGGAAGGCAUGUUGCAGAAAAGACCCUCCAUCGAGGACUUCGUCAGCGCCCUCGUGUCUGAUCUGGACCCUGACUUUGAAACCUUCAUCAUGGACUCCGAGAGCUGAGCCAUUUUUCAUCGCAGUAUCACUUUAUCUUCCUCACUGUACUGAGCACCGUUAGUAUUCACGUUUAGAGAGAGGACUCUAUUCAUGAACCAAAACUGAACGAUCUCACAGCAGUGCAUUGUGGGAGAUAUAUAUAUCUCAGUGAAUCUCAGAAAACAUGUCAAGAACUUGUCCAGGUCAUGUUUCACAUAAAAAAUCAGGAGGAAACAGAAAUGCAUGUGUUCUAUUUGUUUGCUCAUUCACCAAAAUAAAUCAAUAAAAAUAGUCAUAAAUGCAGAAUAAAUAUUAAGUGUUUUAUACAUCACACUAUAUUGGUGGGACUACAUGUAAUAAUUACAAAAUGUAAUUUAAGUAUGAAAUUUAAUUAUUAAUAAAAUGUUUAAUAACA